AUGGUCUCAAAUGAGGUCAAGAAAUUCAACAGCCUCAAGCGAACGAAGAUGGCACCGUCAGGCCUAGUGCCUAACGUGUGGCACUUUGAUAUCCGUUACAUUCACCUGGAGCCCCAUCCUGGCCAUGUCCUUUUUCUGUUCCAGCCCGAAAGCGAAUUUAUCCAUCUCGAGCACCUUGGAGGUGUACCAAAUGGCUCCAUGCACUCUUACGAAUACUUCCCCGAGUCUGCUGACCAGGCCGCUCCUGAAGUCGUCAAUGCCCUCAUCCGGUCUUUCAAUAAUGGUUUUGCGCAAAAGGGGAUCCCAACGCAGACGCCAGAGCUUCGCGCUCCAUGGUCUCUCAAGACCGAAGACAAGAAUUUUGCCGUUGCAGUUGGUAAAGAACUCGCACGGGUGGGAGUUACACGAGCACUUUGCACUAUCGAAUCAUCUCCCAAGCGGGUUACUAAAGCGGCGACGAUGAAGUUUAUGGAACUCUUUGUGACCAUUGCUGGUGGGCUACCAAGCUCACCUCUCCAGAUGCCGAACUCCAUUGCCUUCGACUACAAUGCUCUUGCACGAGCUCCCGAAUACGAUGACCCUAGCAAUGAUGGCGAAUUGAGCGAGAUCAACCGGGUCCUACAAUAUGUUCGUUUUCUUGACUCAUGCUCCCCAUAUACCAAAGAGAAGCUCGAUGGGGCCUGGCAUCUGCAGAUGGCACAAACAAUCCAGCAAUCCGAACAGAUGCUUAAAACACCAAUCGAAGAACUCAUCGAACAAGGAGAAGAAGGAAAUAUCUCGGCUUUCAUCGAUUGUGCAGCCAGGUACUAUCUUGGUCUCGGAUGUGUUAGGGACCGUCAACUUUGUCGCAAGUAUCUGCUCCAAGCCGCAUUUCAUCCUCUAGCCCAUGAUGCAACUCGAGCAACGGCUCACGCCAUGAUCACACGCUGGUGUCACGAAGCCACCGACGAGGCGAUUCGCACUCGUUAUCUGUAUGCUAGUCUCCACCAUGCGUGUCUUGCCGUCAAAUUUGCUCGUUCUGUUGCCGCGCCUGGACAUAGCAUUCCCCAAAUCCUUUUCGCCUUCAAGAACAUGACGCCGAUGCUGGUUAAAGACAACCCUGAUGUCAAAAAGCAGUACCCGGAAGUUUUCCGAGCUCUCAGGGAGGCAGAUGAGAGGUUCCAGCGCGACACUCAGACCACCCUCAAACGAAUGAAGCAGCCGUUGCGAUAUCGAUGUGCGACGUUAGAGUGUGGAAUUGAGGCUGAUCACGGGCGAAUGCUGAGCAGAUGUGCCGGUAAAUGUGACGAGGACAAGAAACCACAUUACUGCUCGCGCGAAUGCCAAAGGAAAGAUUGGCCAAACCACAAGCCGUUCUGCAAGCCCGGCCAACCGUGCUCUGUCAUUGACGCCGGAAAGGCGCUUAAAGCGGCACCCUUCGGUGGGAGCAGCAAGCAGGGGCAACGGAGCAUGGUUGUCAAUACGCCUGGUGGAGAAAUGAGCUUAUCAUCAUCGACAAUGUCUGCAGAGUUUAUGAAGGAGGUGCGCGAGGGAAUUGAGAAGAUUUCAGUGGAAGGGGAUCCAGAAGACCAAGAGAAAUUACGGCGCGCUAUGGCUUCAAUGGAUCGCAUGGCUGUGGAGACGUUCAAAUUGGAGUAA
Molecule: messenger RNA, 1638 nt
Organism: Mycena indigotica
Lineage: Eukaryota; Fungi; Basidiomycota; Agaricomycetes; Agaricales; Mycenaceae
Product: MYND-type domain-containing protein
Exons: 3
Coding region: 1-1638 (545 amino acids)
Source: RefSeq, a predicted model, not a curated record